UGCGGACAGCGCGGGGUUCUCGGCGCCGUGAGGGAGCGGAGCCGCCAUGUUGGCCCCGGGGGCGGCGGGACGGGUGCUGAGCCGGGCCCUGAGCCUGAGCCACGGCCCGGGCUCGGUGGUGGUGCAGCGCGUGUGGCCGGUGCCGCUGGGCCGGGCGGGCGCGGCGCCCCGGCUGCACCCGCGGCGGCACCGCGUGUUCCGGCUGCUGCGGGACGGGAAGCACCGGCCCCGCGGCGACAUGGAGCUGCUGCUGAGCCGCGCCGUGCAGGAUCUGGGCAGCCGUGGGGACGUGGUGAGCGUGAGGAAGAGCCUGGGCAGGAACAAGCUCCUUCCCCAGGGCCUGGCCGUGUACCCAUCCCCGGAAAACCUCCGCGUCUUCCAGGAGGAGAAGGAGCUGGCGCAGCAGGGGAAGCUGAAGGAGCCCCAAACCCAGAGCGGGCAGAAGACCCUGGAAUUCCUGCGGCGCUGCCGGCUCCAGGUGGGGAUGAAGAACAACGUGAGCUGGGAGCUCAGCCCCGACAUCGUGGCCCGGCACUUCCUCAAGAACCUCGGGGUGUCCGUGCCCCCCCAGGCCCUGCGCCUGCCCCCGGAGCCCAUCACGCGCUGGGGACACUUCUGGUGUGACGUCACGGUGAACGGUUUGGACACGGUGCGGGUGCCCAUGGACGUGGUGCAGUUCCUGCACCCCAAAACCAAACGCUUCCGGCACUGGCGGGAGCAGCAGCAGCAGCAGCUGGAGAGCAGCAGGGAGCAGCACCUGUGACCCCCCCAGGGAUUUGGGGUCCUCCCCCGAGGGAUUUGGGGUCCCCCCCCAAAGGAUUUGGGGUCCCAUGGAAGGAUUUGUCACCCUUCCCCCCCUCUUUGGCACUCCCAUCACCUCUGUGGAACUCCUGGACAUCUCUGCAUUCCCAGAGCAGGAUUUUGGGGUUCUUUUGAGCCCCCCCAAAUCCCCCUGAGCCCCACUCUGGUGUGGGGGCACCCCCGGGAUGGAUUUGGGGUCCCCGGGAUGGAUUUGGGGUCAUUCCCCCCCUUGGGACCAUUUUCACCUGUGGAAAAAGGGGGUUCCGUGGAAAUUUGGGGGGGGUCUCAGAGGUUUUGGGGGGCUGUGGAAUUCCUAUGACACCCCCGGGACCCCUCCUUGAACCCCAAAAUCUUGGGGGGACUCCUAGGAUGGAUUUGGGGUCCCUGGGAUGGAUUUAGGGGGGGUUCCCCCCUUUGGGAACCCUUGUGGAGCUCCAGGGUCUGGAGCAGGAAUCCCCCCGGAAAAGGGGGACCAGGAUUUUUUGGGGGAUCUCAGGAUUUUGGGGGGCUCUCAGGAUUUUGGGAGCUGUAGGAUUUGGGGAAGAAAAGGCCAAAAACUCCUGGGAGUUUUUCCUCCCGCUGAAAAAAAAAAAAAAAAAAAGGGAUUUUUGGGAUCCGAA
Molecule: messenger RNA, 1421 nt
Organism: Vidua chalybeata
Lineage: Eukaryota; Metazoa; Chordata; Aves; Passeriformes; Viduidae
Gene: MRPL9
Product: mitochondrial ribosomal protein L9
Exons: 7
Coding region: 47-763 (238 amino acids)
Biological process (GO): translation
Cellular component (GO): mitochondrion; ribosome
Molecular function (GO): structural constituent of ribosome
Source: RefSeq, a predicted model, not a curated record